Molecule: messenger RNA, 831 nt
Organism: Brassica napus (rape)
Lineage: Eukaryota; Viridiplantae; Streptophyta; Magnoliopsida; Brassicales; Brassicaceae
Product: protein NUCLEAR FUSION DEFECTIVE 6, mitochondrial-like
Exons: 3
Coding region: 113-409 (98 amino acids)
Cellular component (GO): mitochondrion
Source: RefSeq, a predicted model, not a curated record
UUGGUUCAACAAUGGGAGACGCAGCAAAGGGUUUAUCAUUUCCAGAUCGUAAUCGGAAUCGGAAUCGGAAUCCCGCAGGUUAACGUUCUCUCUCUCUUUAGCUUCUCUCCGGAUGGCCACCACCUCCGCCGUCGCCUCGGGUGCCAGAUCGAUGCUUCGAGCUGCUUCCUCUCGUAGCCGGUUCGCCUCUCAAGCGAAAUCCGUUCCUCCCAUGUUUAGAGCCACCUCUAGAAGAAGCUCGCUGCUUUCACCUCUCCGGAAUCGAGUUGAAAUGAGCUUCUGUGUGGAGUCAAUGUUACCCUACCACACUGCUACAGCUUCUGCGCUUAUGACUUCAAUGCUUUCUACCUCUGCCCAUACCUACGCCUGGCUCUCUCACGCUUGCAAUGAUAGAUGUGUGAUGAGUUAGCCUGGAGAUCACUGAAGCGACAUUUUAUGUUCAAAACCCUAAACCUUGUUUUUCCCCAAAACCUCUUGAUUUUCUUGGAGAGAUAGUGUUUGUUUUUAGCCUCUUUUGAUUUUUGAUUAAAAUGAGUAACUGAUGUUUUGGUAAAAUUUAUCAGCUUGCAUAGAGGACUUUUGAUGAUGUCUACAAGUACCCAAUGCGAAUCCAAGAGAAGGUUUUAUGAGAAUUUAGACCAAAAAAUAGUUGUUGUACUUCCCAAACACAAAUGAUCUCUUGUCUUCAGUUUUUUUUUUUUCCAUAUAGAAGACAGAUCCUUCAAGUUUAAAGAUCAACUAUCUGUUACAUCAACACACUCAACAUUGCAUCUCUGUUAUUGAAGUAUCUAUCUGUCUUCAAUUGUUUACCAAUAUACACCCAUUUUAAUA